CCCGGUCGGACCUUGUCGCGGGACCGGAAGGAGUGUGUGCCGGCGGCGGAAGCCGGGAGGCGGCUGCCGGCGGUUCUAGUAGGUUCCAGAGGCGGGCGGUGCGGAGGAGCCGGGCUCGGCGGCGGCGCGUCCGGAGGCUCCGAUGGCCAAGUGGGGGGAGGGCGACCCGCGCUGGAUCGUGGAGCAGCGGGCGGACGCCACCAAUGUGAACAACUGGCACUGGACUGAACGGGAUGCUUCUAAUUGGUCUACAGAGAAGCUGAAAGGUCUGUUUCUGGAGGUGAGAGUAGAGAAUGAGGAGGGGGCCUGUGAAGUGACAGAAGUGAGUAAACUGGAUGGAGAAGCAUCCAUCAACAACCGCAAAGGGAAGCUAAUAUUUUUCUACGAGUGGAAUAUCAAGCUCUCAUGGACAGGCACCUCAAAGUCGGGAGUGAAGUAUAAGGGGCAUGUGGAGAUUCCCAACCUCUCGGAUGAAAAUGAUGUUGAUGAAGUUGAGAUCUCCAUCAGCCUUGCCAAAGAUGAGCCUGACACCAACUUAAUGGUCUUGAUGAAGCAAGAGGGCAUGAAAAAGAUCAGGAAUGCAAUGAGCACUUACAUCAGCACGCUCAAAACAGAGUUCACCCAAGGCAUGAUUUUACCUACAGUAAAUGGGGAGCAAACAGAGCCAGCUCCUCAGUUGGCAGCUAAAGCAGAAGAGAACAAGACCACUGCUAGUACUGUCACUGCAGCGCCUGAGUCAAAACCCAUAGGCGUCAAGAUUCCCACCUGUAAGAUCAGUUUGAAGGACAUUUUCUUAACAUCUCCUGAGGAGCUCUACAGAGUGUUCACUACACAGGAGCUGGUCCAGGCUUUCACCCACGCGCCGGCAAUCAUAGAGGCUGAUAAAGGAGGGAAGUUCCACUUGCUAGAUGGCAGUGUCAGCGGCAAGUUCAUUGAUCUAGUCCCUGAGAAGCAGAUUGUUAUGAAGUGGAGAUUUAAAUCUUGGCCAUCUGGGCACUUUGCAACUGUUACCCUGAACUUCACUGAUAAAGGUGGCGAGACAGAAGUGCGCUUGGAGGGGAAGGGCAUCCCUUCCAGUGAGGAGGAGAGAACAAAGCAAGGGUGGCAGCGCUACUACUUUGAGGGCAUUAAACAGACGUUUGGCUAUGGUGCCCGCUUGUUUUAACAUCGGCUGCUGGGGAGAG
Messenger RNA from Chrysemys picta bellii (western painted turtle), 1184 nucleotides. RefSeq names its product activator of HSP90 ATPase activity 1 (gene AHSA1). The record is from RefSeq and is a predicted model, not a curated record. Gene Ontology annotation, molecular function: protein-folding chaperone binding; ATPase activator activity. NCBI's taxonomy places the organism in Eukaryota, Metazoa, Chordata, Testudines, Emydidae. Gene Ontology annotation, cellular component: cytosol. Gene Ontology annotation, biological process: protein folding; positive regulation of ATP-dependent activity.